AUGACCUUACGGGCUGUGCCCAGCGUGUUGGGCAAGCGGGGACUGACGGAGGUCUAUGGGUUCCCCUUGGUAUCGUCCAUCCCGCGCUUCCCUCUCAGCUCUGGCAUCCGACACUACGCUACAGUAGAAGAAGACAGAGCAAGAUCGGACGGCCCACCCCCCGGCUUCGAUGCAGCCAAAGCGAAACAGAGUCCCAGUGAGACUCCUUCGAAGUCGUCGUCCCCCGCAAGCAGCUCCAGAUCUUCCGGCAAGAAGCUCUCAAGCGACGGCUCCUCCAGACCCUCAUCUACUACAUCUGGUACGACUGACUGGGAAGAAAACCCCGAUCUUAGCAUAUCCAAGUUCUCCGAGCUGCCGAGCAGGGACUUCGGUGUCAAUCAGCACAUCAUCAUAAACGAGGAGUUCAAGGAGGCAUUGAGACAAAUACUGUGGAAAUUUCGGGCGCCAAUACGCUACGCGUUCGCCUAUGGCUCCGGGGUCUUCCCUCAAAGCUCAGGAGGGACUGGAAGCGGAGGAAGUUCCAAAGUACAUCCGAAUCCACCCGAGGCCGUUGCCAAAGUCCAGGAUGGGAACCAGAAGAUGAUUGAUUUCAUAUUCGGAGUUUCGUACACUCAGCAUUGGCAUUCGCUGAAUCUUCAAGACAAUCGAGACCAUUACUCCUGGGUGGGCUCUUUGGGAUCUUAUGCUGUCACUAAAAUCCAGGACUCUUUCGGCGCAGGCGUAUACUUCAACCCUUAUAUUACGGUCAAUGGGACUCUGAUCAAGUAUGGCGUGGUCAAUCUGGAUACUCUAUGCAGAGACCUGUCAGAAUGGGACACCCUCUACCUGGCAGGCCGCCUUCAGAAACCCGUCAAGAUUCUGCGAGACAAUCCGGCCGUCCGACUAGCCAAUCAGGUCAAUCUGAUCGCCGCCGUCCGCACAGCGCUUCUUCUGUUACCACCUGAGUUCACCGAGAAAGAGCUCUACUCGACCAUCGCCGGGAUCUCGUAUAUGGGCGAUCCCCGGAUGACAAUCGGUGGUGACGACCCCCGCAAAGUGCAGAACAUUGUUACACAUCAGUUACCGAACUUCCGCCGUCUCUACGCUCCCUUGAUUGAUAACCUUCCGAAUAUCACCUUUAACGACCCUGCCUGCUCGGACCGGGACUGGCUGAACAAUCCAGAUGUCAAUGCAAAACUUGCCCAAAACAUGGAUCCAGUGACUCGAGGCCAUAUGGUUCGCCGCUUACCCAAUGCCUUCCGGAAGAAGUUGUACUUCGAAUACCAGUCCAAGUUCAGGAUCCCAAGAGGAGAGUUCAACAAAAUGCUCGAGGAGACCAAAGACGAGGAUCCGGAUCGAAUUCGUCGACGAGAGGGUGGGGCGUUUGAACAACGCAUCGCACAAGACACGGAAGGCGGUGGUCUAAGGGAAGAGGUCAAACAGGUAAUCGAGCAUACAGUCCGGUGGCCGAGUUUCAUGCAAAGCCUGAAAGGACCCGUCACUGCAGGCUGGUCGAGAAGUUUGAGAUACGCCAGGGAAAAAAGAGAGAAGGCGAAGAAGGGGGCUCAGGCGCAGUCGGAGGCUGACAAAGAAAAGAAAGAAUAG
Molecule: messenger RNA, 1584 nt
Organism: Cladophialophora yegresii CBS 114405
Lineage: Eukaryota; Fungi; Ascomycota; Eurotiomycetes; Chaetothyriales; Herpotrichiellaceae
Exons: 1
Coding region: 1-1584 (527 amino acids)
Biological process (GO): CDP-diacylglycerol biosynthetic process; cardiolipin biosynthetic process
Cellular component (GO): mitochondrion
Molecular function (GO): phosphatidate cytidylyltransferase activity
Source: RefSeq, a predicted model, not a curated record